GAGCCGGGCGGGGGCCGGUGCGGCGGACGAGCAUGCGCCGUGGCGCCCGGCGCAGCCUUUAUCUCGGGCGGAGGUAGCGCUGUCGGCUCCGCAUUGCAGACGGGCGCUGGCGUGAUGGCGGGGCGGCUCGUCUGCCUCCUCGGGCUCCUGGCGGCCGCUGUGGCAAGCCCUGUUUUGUGGCAGAAGGACUGUGUGAAGGGUCCAGAGGUAUGGUGUCAGAGUGUUCGGACAGCAUCACAGUGUGGAGCGGUGAAACACUGCCAGCAGAAUGUCUGGAACAAGCCUACCGUAAACAGUAUCCCCUGUGACUUAUGUAAGGAACUUGUGACAGUAGCUGGCAAGGUUUUGAAGGAUAAUGGCACUGAGGAUGAGAUCCGCUCUUACUUGGAAAAGACAUGUGAGUUUCUUCCUGACCAAGGCCUGGUCUCUGAGUGCAAAGAAAUUGUGGAUUCAUACCUACCCGUUAUCAUGGAUAUGAUUAAAGAAGAGCUAGAUAAACCUGAAGUUGUAUGUAGUGCCCUUGCGCUGUGUCAAUCCCUCCAGAAGCACCUUGCAGCAGUGAAACUUCAGAAACAACUCCAGUCAAAUAAGAUACCAGAGCUGGAUUUCUCUGAACUGGCAUCCCCAUUCAUGGCUAAUGUGCCUCUUCUCCUUUACCCUCAGGACAAGCCCAAGCAGAAGUCAAAGGGAAGUGGGGAUGUAUGCCAAGAUUGCAUUAAGCUGGUUACUGAUGUUCAGGAAGCUGUGAGGACAAACUCAUCUUUUGUAAAGUCUUUGGUUGCUCAUGCUAAGGAGGAGUGUGACCGUUUGGGACCUGAAAUGUCUGAUAUGUGCAAGAACUAUAUCUCUGAAUAUUCUGACUUGGCUAUCCAAAUGAUGAUGCACUUGCAACCAAAGGACAUUUGUGCCAUGGUUGGGUUCUGUUCUUCUGUGAAAUCUGUUCCCCUUCGGACUCUGGUACCAGCACAAGUGGUUCAUGAAGUAAAAAUGGAAACAGUGGAGAAAGCCUCAGUUCAAGAGAAAGCUCUUUCCUUGUGUGAGAUAUGUGAGACCAUGGUGAAAGAAGUGACUGGCCUUUUGGAGAGCAACAAGACGGAGGAGGAGAUUGUACAUGAAAUGGAAGUGGUCUGCUACCUGUUCCCAGCAAGUGUCAAGGACCAGUGUAAGGACUUCAUUGAUGUCUAUGGCCAGGCUUUGGUCGACAUGCUCUUGGAGGCAACAAAUCCUGAAGCUGUGUGUGUUAUGCUGAAAUGCUGUGCUGCCAACAAGCCUCCUCCACCACCACCAGUUGUAGUGAGACCUGCAGGUGGCUUCUGUGAUAUCUGCAAGAUGGUGGUAGCUUAUGCAGACAAAGAACUAGAGAAGAAUGCCACAACAGCUGAAAUUGAAGCUUUACUGGAAAAAGUCUGUCACUUCCUGCCAGAGUCUGUCAGUGAUCAGUGCGUUCAGUUUGUGGAUCAGUAUGAACCCAUGGUUGUGCAACUCUUGGCGGAAAUGAUGGAUCCCACUUUCGUUUGCACUAAACUUGGAGUCUGCGGAUCAGCUAAGCAGCCUCUCCUGGGGGAUGAUGCUUGUGUUUGGGGUCCAGGUUACUGGUGUAAGAACAUGGAGACUGCUGCUCAGUGCAAUGCUGUUGAUCACUGCAAACGUCAUGUGUGGAACUAGAAGAAGAAUUUCCAGUUCUGAAAGUUUGCCAUGGCUCUUAAAAAUUUGGGCCGAGGUUGGCGGAGAGCUGUAUCUCAAAUGUCCCUCCUCUCUGCCUCAUUAAUAAUUUGACCUUCAAGUUCUUUUAUUGUAACUCUUCUGUAGCAGUGCUGCUGUUGAAGGAUCAGAUCUUCAUUGUCAACUUAACAAAGAUAUUUUUGAUUGUACAGUUUAACUCAUUAUGCUCCUAAAAAAUAGUCAGUGUGUUGUAGUUUUUUAAUUGAUAGGCUGAAGUGUUUUUUAGGUGCUGGAAAGAAUGGCAGAGAAAGUGAAAUGAGACAAGGCUAUAAUCUUUAAAUUCAAAAAAAGAACAAGAUGGUGACUAAAUUUUAAUGUCUUUCUGUAGUCAGCAUUGGGAAGAUUACAUGCUUUGCAUUUUUAA
This is a messenger RNA of Pezoporus occidentalis (night parrot), 2086 nucleotides long. RefSeq names its product prosaposin. NCBI's taxonomy places the organism in Eukaryota, Metazoa, Chordata, Aves, Psittaciformes, Psittacidae. The record is from RefSeq and is a predicted model, not a curated record. Gene Ontology annotation, cellular component: lysosome. Gene Ontology annotation, biological process: sphingolipid metabolic process; epithelial cell differentiation involved in prostate gland development; regulation of lipid metabolic process. Bases 115 to 1665 code for a protein of 516 amino acids. The transcript is spliced from 14 exons.